Molecule: messenger RNA, 336 nt
Organism: Paramacrobiotus metropolitanus
Lineage: Eukaryota; Metazoa; Tardigrada; Eutardigrada; Parachela; Macrobiotidae
Exons: 3
Coding region: 1-336 (111 amino acids)
Source: RefSeq, a predicted model, not a curated record
AUGAACGUUUUCGUACUAUUGCUGCUUGUGGCUGCCCUUCUGGCUUUUUCCGGUGCCAUGCUGGUAGAGAAGGGGUCAUCAUCUAUACUGAUGGAAGAAAACGUGAAAACUCCGCCUGAAACCGAUCCGGCUCAACCGAGAAAAAAGCGCAACAUGAGCGCCCAGAUUCUUAUUCCUGAUAUCACAGAUAAGAAGCCAUUUCGGUUGCAUCCGAGCUCUGGUGCCCAGAACUUCAAGGGCAAAGCGACGUUCUAUACUCCGGCGAUGGGAGCAUGCGGAAAGGUCAAUACUGAGAGCGAAAUGGUGGUGGCGGUCAGCAAGGUGCAGUACGGAUAG